UAGGGGUGGGCUGUGAAUUGUGGCACAGACAAAACCCGGCGGCGGUGGCACGUAUAAGGAGGAGCGCGUAGUGAGAGAGGACUGUACCAUGUUGCAGGUUGAAUGAUGCAGCUGUGACAGCCGGCACUCCAUCUCCUCUCAGCCGCGGCACUAUGGGCAGGAGCCAGAGCGCAUGGAGACGGCAUAUGGUGAGAGCUCGGUCAAAGGCUCCGCCACCUGCAACCAAUGGCACCCAGACUGGUGUCCAGCAGCCCCUGCCCACAUGGAUGCGGCUGUAUUUCUAUGGCAUGCACGGCCUGAGCCUGGAUGUGCUGAGCUCCUGCGCCCGUCUCUUCCCUCACAGCCAGGACUACAAGCUGCUGGGCUUCUCCUCGCCGUCCCGCUGCCUGCUGCAUGCCCUCGCCCACUUGGCGCUGGAGAAGAUCUACCUGCAAAGAAAGAGUUUCCCGCAUAACUCGCUGGCUUUCCACUUUGUCUUCUAUCCGUCUGUGGCCGCCGGCCUGCACAUCCUCCUCCGCAAGACUCUGCUCAACGAGAGGCCGCUUAGUGCCCUGGAGCUGGCUCUGCAGUACGGACUCGCAGUCUAUCACUCCCAGGUGUUCCUCCGCCGCUUCCUGCGGCUUUCUUACUGUCCGGCCCGGGAACCGGGACACGACAAGACCGACGGCUUAGUCCCCCCAGUCCAUCACAGGCUGCCGCUUCUUCUGCGCUUCAUCUUCUUUGGAAUGCACGGAUUCCUGGACGAAGUCUUUUUCACAUCCAUAUUCAAUGCCCUGGAGAGAACGGAGAGCACUCUGAGCGGCCACACGUCCCUGUGGUCCUUCUUCAUGUACGGCAGCUGCAGCCUAGUGGUGGACAAGCUCUAUCUGUACCUGAGAUUCGGCCGGGGGUGGGUGGCCUGGAAGCGGCUGCCGGUCUAUAUCUCCUUCGUGUACACCUGGGAGUUCGUGUGGGGACUGGCGCUCCGCUCCUGCAAUGCCUGCUCCUGGGACUACUCCUCUUACCCGCUCAACUUCAUGGGACUGGUGACCCUCAUGUAUUUGCCUGGCUGGGUGUUCCUGAGUUUCUACCAGGAUGUUCUUUCCAGGGUGCUGCUGCGGGUGCGAUAUACAUAAACGCACCGAUCCCCAAAUCUGCCGCCUUGUCCCUUGCAGGCAAUCAUACACGGGGCAAUAGCAUUGCUGAUCCAUCUAGUGCUGUGUGACUGUCAUGUGUGACUGUCAGAAUACCUAUACCAGCUAACUGGCAGCUAACAUAGUGCUGGGGUGUGGGCUGCAGUCCCCAGCUGAUGCUCAACUACUGAAGGAUGCUGGGAGUUGACCUUGGAAGUAGAGGGUCCUACUUUGAGCUCACACAGGUUGUCUCCUGGCUUCCCUCCAUUACUAACACAGAGCCCAAGAACACUGACUGCUGCCCAGCCCAUGCCACUAACUUACUAUGUUACUCACCAAGUACUGUAAGCUGCUGAAGAUAUGGACUGGAAGUCAAUGUAAGCCCUAAACUUUCCAAAUCAGCAUUGCAUUUCUCAAGAGCACAGCACACCUGGUUGCUCACUUAUUUCACCCAAAGAACAACACUAUUAUUAUAUCAGAAAGCUGGUAAAAAGAGCACACACCAAGCCUCCAAAGGGACUUAUGUUAUAUAAUAAUAUAAUAUGGAGUCAAAUCUACUAUUAGACUUUUAGAUGCAAAGGCUACCAUAUGCUGUACCAAUACAUUAAAUGUUUGCAACAGACAAACAACAGAUCUUGAUUUACAUGGCUCCUAUCAUAUGUAAGUGCAUUUGUUAGAUUCAUGCAUGGCUUACAAAAGAAGAAUAAUUAAAAUCUGAUGAUUGAUAAGUAA
Molecule: messenger RNA, 1844 nt
Organism: Xenopus laevis (African clawed frog)
Lineage: Eukaryota; Metazoa; Chordata; Amphibia; Anura; Pipidae
Gene: tmem229a.L
Product: transmembrane protein 229A L homeolog
Exons: 1
Coding region: 153-1115 (320 amino acids)
Cellular component (GO): membrane
Source: RefSeq, a predicted model, not a curated record